Salvelinus fontinalis (brook trout) is the source of this 1572-nucleotide messenger RNA. Its product is annotated as transmembrane protease serine 3-like. Gene Ontology annotation, molecular function: protein binding; serine-type endopeptidase activity. The transcript is spliced from 10 exons. The annotation marks the transcript as partial. NCBI's taxonomy places the organism in Eukaryota, Metazoa, Chordata, Actinopteri, Salmoniformes, Salmonidae. The record is from RefSeq and is a predicted model, not a curated record. Gene Ontology annotation, biological process: proteolysis. Gene Ontology annotation, cellular component: membrane.
CACUCCAUACAGGUGUCUGGGGCAGAGGGAACGGACCCGGUCCGUAUUGAGGUUGAGUCUGUGAGUAACGAGGACCUGCCAAUCGUGGAGAUCCUCACCACCUUCAAUGCCAGCUCCCUCAGUAGCCAGACCAGCGGCUCCUUCUCUCAGAACCUCCAGGACCCCCAUGUGCCCACCGCUCCACUCCAGGAGCCCCCUGCCCCCAUCCCAAAGAGCCAGGGCCUGCUCACCCCACCCAGCUACCUGCCUUCCAUGCGCUUCAUCAAGGUCCGGCCCUUCAUGCACGGUAUGGAAGCCUCAGAGGACACAAUGACUCUCCAUCUAUGCGUCAAGAAUUUUCUCUCAUGGUUAAUUUCUGGUGGUUCAGAUGACGGCUUGGUGGAGACUAAGACUCUAUGGAGCCAGCUCCUGGCACACUGGCUGCUGCUGGUGAUUGCGUGUGGUCUACUGGCCCUGAGUCUAGCCCUAGGCAUUGGGCUUGGAGUGGGAGUCAGCUGCACGGGGAAGUUCCACUGUAGCACAUCCACUUUGUGUUUUGCCAGAUCCGCGCAGUGUGAUGGAGUCAGCGACUGCGCAGAUGGGGAGGACGAACUGCAAUGUGUGCGUCUGAGUGGGAGGAGCUCUGUGCUGCAGAUCAACAGUAGGGGUGUAUGGAGGACUGUGUGCUCCACCAACUGGGAUCACACACUGGGUUAUUCUGCCUGCAAACAGCUGGGAUACUCCAGCUACAUCAGUUCCAGAUCCCUGCCUCUCUCCUCUGUCGAGUCGGCCUUCCAGGUUAACCUGGUAUCAGUCAACCUGAGUCAUCCAGAUCGCCAGCAGACUGUCAAGAUCCAUAACACCACCUUCCUCAGUAAGACCCAGUGCAGCUCUGAGAGUGUGAUCGUACUCAAGUGCCUAGAUUGUGGCUCCAGGCCCAUGUUCCGGUCUCGUAUUGUGGGAGGGAACGUCUCCAAACCAGGCCAGUUUCCCUGGCAGGCCAGCCUGCACUAUCAGAACCAACACCUCUGUGGGGGCUCCAUCAUCACACCACGCUGGAUAGUGACAGCAGCACACUGUGUCUACGGGUUUGCAACAAACACCAUGCUGUGGGCGGUGCAUGUGGGAUUGACAGAUCAGCCAGUCAAUGGGGUGCUGUCUCGCUCUUUGGAGAAGAUUAUCUACCAUGCCAGCUACCAACCCAAGGGCUUAAACUAUGACAUCGCUCUAUUGAAGCUUACAGAGCCUCUUACCUUUAAUGGUCUGGUUGAGCCUAUCUGCCUGCCGAACUAUGGGGAGAGAUUUGAGGAGGGGAAGAUGUGCUGGAUCUCUGGGUGGGGUGCCACAGUGGAUGGAGGGGAGACCAGUGUGUCCAUGCACUCUGCCCAGGUCCCUGUGCUCUCCAGCAGGGACUGCAGUGGACCAGGAGUGUACCAGGGAGCCAUCUCCCCUUGGCUUGUCUGUGCAGGCUACCUAGAGGGCGGCAAAGACUCUUGCCAGGUAUCCUUCAGAAGUGGACCUCAGAGUUCCAUGCACCAUUUGUCUAAAGGACAAAGUGUAGACAAAAAGCACACAGCGAAGACAAACGGUUAA